This is a messenger RNA of Microstroma glucosiphilum, 1398 nucleotides long. RefSeq names its product S-adenosylmethionine decarboxylase. Gene Ontology annotation, cellular component: cytosol. Gene Ontology annotation, molecular function: adenosylmethionine decarboxylase activity. The coding region runs from base 1 to 1398 and encodes 465 amino acids. Gene Ontology annotation, biological process: spermidine biosynthetic process; spermine biosynthetic process. The record is from RefSeq and is a predicted model, not a curated record. NCBI's taxonomy places the organism in Eukaryota, Fungi, Basidiomycota, Exobasidiomycetes, Microstromatales, Microstromataceae. The transcript is spliced from 2 exons.
AUGGCUUCGGUGGCCACGACGGCGACAGAGGUGGAGCCUCAGGGUCCUUUUGAGGGGCCAGAGAAGCUCCUCGAACUCUGGUUUGCCGAUUCACCCGAGCUCCUGCCGCGCCAGGCUCUCAGAAGUACCUUUACGAUUCUCCAGGACGCAAAGGGAGAGGUAGUGAGAGGUGUUAGCGCGCCGGAGAGGGUGGGAUUGAGGGCUGUUCCGCGACCACUGUGGGAGGAGAUGCUGGAUCUGGUCAAGUGCAAGGUGUUGAGCGUGAUCGAAGGUCAGGACGUAGAUGCUUAUCUACUGAGCGAAUCUUCGAUGUUUGUUUUCCCUCACAAGAUCAUUUUGAAGACUUGUGGAACGACAACACUACUAUUGGGUCUCAGACGGCUGCUCGAACUCGCCAAGUGCUCUUUGACUGGCCAAUCUAGCUUUAGAUUGCCUGAGGCGUCACCUGAUACAGUCUGCCGGGACCUGGGUGCCAUGGUUCGGCAAUGCUUCUACAGCCGCAAGAGCUUCAUGUUCCCUGAGCGGCAAAAGGGCCCUCACAAGGAUUGGAUGCUCGAGGUGCAGCUUCUCGAGGCCUUCUUCGUGGACGGCUCUGCAUACACAGUGGGCAAGAUGAACGGAGACCACUGGCUGCUGUUCAUGUGUUGCCCCGGAGAUGAGGAACGCACCAGUCGCUUCUCUCCUGCUAUCGAAUCUGCCGAGCGGCCCCUACAGCUGCCACUGCCGGCAUCGGUGGAUCUGAUCAACGAUCAGACAUUGGAGAUUCUCAUGACGCAUCUGUCUCCAUCCUCGUGCGCUGCCUUUGAAUUCCCAGAGGAUAUGGAGCUGCCGGCGCAGCCCGACUCGGACAAGCCUUUGGAUCGAGGACAUCUUCUCGCAAUGGACUUGUCUGAGAAACUGGGUCUAGCGACUCUCUUCCCAAAUACACAGCUGGAUGCCUUUGCCUUUGACCCUUGCGGCUACUCGGCCAAUGCUGUCAUUCCUGCUAGCUCACACACAACAUCUGGCUACUGGACAAUUCACGUCACUCCCGAGGCAGACUCCAGCUACGCCAGCUUCGAGUCCAACGUGGCUCUACGGAGAGCCAAUGGACCGGUCGACGAUGACGACGAGGCAGAAGCGAAUGGCAAGAGUGGCAGUCUUGCCCCACGCGAUCUCCCCGCCUUGAUCAAGCAGGUGGUAGACAUCUUCCAACCGGGCAAGAUGAGCAUCACCCUCUUCACCUCUUCUCGGCGCGGUGAAGAGUCUUCUGUCACGGGCGUGGAUGAUGCCAGUCUACUCCACUCGUUGAGGUUGCCUGGGUACACGAGGCGGGAUAGGAUCGCGUACGAAUUUGAGAGCUACGAUCUGGUCUUUUGCCAUUUUGAAACGAUCUCGAGGAAGGCAGAGAGGUCGUAG